AUGAAAAUAUUAUUGUGUCUCGCAAUAUUCUUCAUUGGCAGCAAUUGCCAGCAGUCUGUGACCAAACAAAAAGAGAACCGCAUAGUGCGACCAUGCUCCACCUCCGACAUAGACUGUAUCAGACGAUACUUCGGUGACCAUGCCCAGUGCCGGGUGACCCACGGUCCUGUCCCCGAUCCCAUGUACUUCAAGCACACUUACGCGUUCCUACCUGCAGCCAACAUGACACUGACCAGUGAUGACUUCUACCGUACUAAUUUGAACGGCAGGAUCGAGGAGUUUUACAUCAACAAGGAAACCGACAAGCUGUUGAUAGCUUUGGAGUUCAAGAACCUGACUAUAUAUUCCAACAACAGUUACUUGGCUUACCACAGAAGAGCCAAGGAGCCCAUUAUUAACAAAACCACCCUAAGGAUAUUUAUCGAAAGAAUAAUAAACGAAAUGCCUUCUAAAUUCAUCUCGUUAAAUUAA
Messenger RNA from Aricia agestis (brown argus), 471 nucleotides. RefSeq lists its product as uncharacterized. Gene Ontology annotation, cellular component: extracellular region. The transcript has 4 exons. Gene Ontology annotation, molecular function: structural molecule activity. Bases 1 to 471 code for a protein of 156 amino acids. The record is from RefSeq and is a predicted model, not a curated record. Lineage: Eukaryota; Metazoa; Arthropoda; Insecta; Lepidoptera; Lycaenidae.